This is a messenger RNA of Sus scrofa (pig), 5162 nucleotides long. RefSeq names its product G protein-coupled receptor 55 (gene GPR55). The record is from RefSeq and is a predicted model, not a curated record. Gene Ontology annotation, biological process: phospholipase C-activating G protein-coupled receptor signaling pathway; positive regulation of Rho protein signal transduction. Lineage: Eukaryota; Metazoa; Chordata; Mammalia; Artiodactyla; Suidae. Gene Ontology annotation, molecular function: cannabinoid receptor activity. Gene Ontology annotation, cellular component: plasma membrane.
AAAAAAUGAACUUAGAACGGGAUGUGGGUGAGGUUCCCUUUGAGAAGGGGCUGAGGGUGAGUCGCCCUCUGCAGGUCCCUCAAGGCUGAGCCCUUCCUGGGACUCCCAGGCCCUGGACACCUGCCUGUCUCCUUUCUGCCACUUUUCUCGCAGGCAGCUGUACCCAGGGUGCCCAGGCCGGGCCACCACACUUGGGCUUCGAUUGGGCCAGCGGCCUGGGGUGGCCUCGCUUAGGCAGGGACUGCCCAGCAUCCUGCCUCGAACCUGGGUCAAUUUGGGGUUCCAAGACGUGGUUCUACCUAUCACACAAGCACGGGUGGGAUCCGAUGGGAGCGGAUGGGAACCUAGGGGCCGUCGUUCUGUCAAGCUCUUUACCGAAUGUCGUGGAGGGCCCGGCGGCUUGCCUCAGUCCCACACAAGCUGUUUAUACAAAGAGUGCGUAUGCUGGUAUGAAUCACCCAGACCUACUUUGGAGAAUUUCUAUUUUCGUAGACGCCUGAGAGUCACACAUGUAGAAACAGCCUAUGCCUCUGUCUCUAAGGGGAUCCCUCAGACCCUCCUGCGCCCCUGGGGGCGGAAUUGUCAGGUGGCGUUUUGGCCCAGAUUUUCCUGCAUAUCUAUAGUCUUAAUGAGUCCUCUGCUGGGAGCCACCUGGGGCCCAUGGGUGCAUCUCCGCUUUCCUCGCCCUGGAGAUGGGACAUCCUGGGGGAAGCCUCUGCUUACAGGGCCACUGGGGAGCGAUGCAGCCCAAGGCUGACCCAAAUCCUCGAGGGGCCCUGGCGCAGGAAGCGGGGCUGGGGGGCAGCAUCGUGCAGGCGCCCUGCUGACCAUCCUGGAGGACACACAGGCAGGGGCUGAGACGUCCCCUCAGGCUGGACCUUCCCAGCCCACAAGUCCUAAAACAUGAAGGUGUCCAGCACCACUGUCUUUUCUGGGGACAGCACUUCUGAAUCCUAAAUGCCAGCAGCCCCGGAGGCCAUUUGGGCCCUUUUCAGAUGCUGGCUGUCCUUGCAAUGCCAGGCUCAGCAUGUCUGCUGUGUAAGGGGCUUCCUCCUUGUCCUGAGGCUCCUCACACCUCAGCUCAUGCAGGGGCUCUUUUGCUUUGGAAGCUGAGUGAGUGCACAGGACUCCCCCGAAAGCAUACAAGAGUAUAGAGCCUCUCCCUGGCAAGGCGCCCCCCCAAGCCAUGCUCUAGUCCCCCUUAGGGGGAGGGACCCCCACAGAACCCCUCUCCAGACCGGAGGGAAGAAGCCCCUCAGCCAGAGGCUGAUGCUGGAGCUGCUUAUGAGUAUCUAGUCCCACCCCCUCAUUUUACCGAUGAGGAAGCUGAGCCCCAGAGAGGGAAGUGACUCUCCCCAGAGCAGGCUGGUGACCAAGCUCGGAGGAGAGAUGACAUCGCACAGCUUGCUCAGCUGCACCGGACCCCCCACAGGAAAGAACAUGAACCAGCUAAACCAGAGCAAGGACUGCAACUUCAAUGACGUGGACAAGCUGAUGAAAACUGUGCAGAUGACAGUCAACAUCCCUACUUUCCUCCUUGGCCUUCUCCUCAAUUUGCUGGCCAUUCGAGGCUUCAGCUCCUUCCUGAAGAAGAGGUGGCCGUACUACGCUGCCACCUCCAUCUACAUGAUCAACCUGGCAGUCUUUGACCUGCUGCUGGUGCUCUCCCUCCCAUUCAAGAUGGCCCUGUCCCACGUGAAGGCUCCCUUUCUUCCCUUCUGUACCCUGGUGGAAUGCCUCUACUUCAUCAGCAUGUACGGCAGUAUCUUCACCAUCUGCUUCAUCAGCCUGGACCGGUUCUUGGCCAUCCGGUACCCACUCCUGGUCAGCCAUCUCCGGUCCCCGAGGAAGGUUUUGGGGAUCUGCUGCAUCAUCUGGGUCCUUCUCUGGGUUGGGAGCACCCCUGUCUAUAGCUUCCACCAGAAAGAGGAAAAUUACACGUGCUUCCACAACCUGUCUGACGGCACCUGGAGUGUCAAGGUCUUGCUCCCACUGGAGGUCUUCGGCUUCCUUCUUCCCAUGAGCAUCAUGGGUUUCUGUUCAUCCAGGAGCAUUUGCAUCCUGGUCCGCCGUCGGAACCACACCCAGGACUGGGUCCAGCAGAAGACCUGCAUCUGGACAAUUGCGGCCAACCUGGUUGUCUUUGUGGUCUCCUUCCUCCCAGUCCACCUGAGCUUCUUCUUGCAGUUCCUGGUGAGGAACGGUUUUAUCAUGGAAUGCAGGACUAGGCAGAACAUCAGCUUGUUCGUGCAGUUGUCCAUGUGUUUCUCCAACUUCAACUGCUGCCUGGAUGUUUUCUGCUACUACUUUGUCAUCAAAGAAUUCCGCAUGGACAUCAUGACCCACCACCGGCCUUCCAGGGUCCAGGUGGUCCGCCAGGAUACCAUGACCACCCGGGGCUAAGGGAAGAAAGCUGUGCUUGGAGGAAGGGAGCCCCAGCCCAAAUUCCAGUAGCGGGUACCCUCUUCCAGGGCUCUGAUGUGGUCUUGCACUAACUGGCAUGUGCUCCCUUUGAUGCUCUCUUGAACGCCAUCUUUGCUCACUGUGCCCUCCACAACCUUUCCCCAGCACCCAGACAACAUGAUGUAAGCCACCCAGUGGUUGAGGACCUCUGAAAGACCAAAGGAGCAGAUGAAUUCUUGAUUUUUAAAUCCCAAAAGCGUGAGGCAGAAGAGCUGAGAAAGAGAAUGAGACCAUCUGAAUAGGGCUGCUUCCCAACUCUCCUCUGUCUCUCUGUUAGGCUAGAAGAUUCUGGAAAGGAAGAGAGGGAGGAGUUAGGAGAGAGAUGAUUAAGUGGGUUGGUCAUGGUGGAGAGAUAGAGUGGUAGAGAUGGACCAAGCUCAUUUUCAGUUUGGGGAUCCCAGGGGGGAGCAGACUUACAUUUUCUGGUCUCUUCUGGAGCUCUGCUGGCCAACACCCUCAUGGAGAUGACAGCAGUCGGGGUGACUGGAGAGAGCAAAUACACAAGCUAGCCCCAAGUUUUCUAUGGGCCUUAGAAAGGCCUGGGGGGCCAGGCAAGCCUUCCUGUGACUGAAGGGGGCUGGUGCGGACCAGGCUGUGUGGAGAUGUGGACACUCUAUGGAAGCCGGGGAGACAGAGUGGAAAGGCACUGGGGACACCUGAGAGCCGGGAGCGGGUGGGAUAUACCUGGGAAAGAUAGGAGGCAGACCAAGGGCUGGAAGUGGCCUUCCAUCCAUGGCCAUCGGGGUGUCCACUGCAUGGAGUGGUCCCAGGGGAGGAGAGGCAGGGGAGACAAGCCUGACCAGGACCAGCUUGUCAUCUUGAACAGACUGGGACAUUGCUCCUUAGACUUAGCUUUCUUGAGAAGGAUGAGAAAGAUUUGAUUUGGUUUGGUUCAGCCAGAGGAGAACAAGGAAGAUGUCUCUGUCUUAUCUGUCUUGCCCACCUGACCAAGUGACCUUGACCGUGGGCCUGUCCCCGUCUGGCGGCCAGGAGGGAGAAGGGGCUCUUGGCAGUGGCAACUGUAAACAAUUGAAUCACAGCUUGGCCCGGGCUUCUCUAAUGCACUGGAGAAGGCGCAGCAGUGACAGCCUGAAAGCCUGACAAUGACUCAGCUGCUCCAGAGAGUGAAAUGAUGAGGAGGAGAAAUUGGGGGGUGAUUGGCAAGAUGGAGUGAGUGGGAUGAGCAGUGACGUGUGAGACCCCAUGUGAACCAGCCAGAGGUUUUUAGGGAGACAGGUACCCACCUUCUACUUGCAGGAUAAGAGGCGCCCUCCGCUGAGAGGUGGACAGAAGGGAGGGGUGGCUGUGAGGGGGCCGGGGAAGAGGGCGAGUUAAAUUAAACCCUGAUGGAGGAGGAGGCGGGGCUGGGUGCUUGCCCAAAGUGUGAAACCAUGGGUUCUGUGAGGGGAGAGGGGUGGGGUACUGGAGGGGCAGGAAGGAUGGAGGGCAGAGCUGCUUCCUGCCUGAGAAGCAUUCGAUUGGACUGAGUGCCUUGGAAGGGCAGGCGCUCUUCCUUCUCCUGCCUGCUCUGUGGUCAGUGGUCAGGUGGGGCUGGAGGGGAGCGUGAGAAGAAAGUCUGAAUGGAGGGGUAGCCCGGGGUGUGGAGGAGCGGUCAUGACCAGGACCAGAGGCCAACGCCCCUCAGACUGGGCCUCCGGAACUGGCAGCCAGAGUCAGGGGCUCUGCAGACCCAGAGAGGGGUCCGGCCGAGCUGCCCCAAGCCCUGGACACUCCCCCACCGCCACCCCACCUGUAGGCUGCACAGUCCCCAGGGCACCCUGGACAGAGGCACGCCUGUGUUACUCUCAGAGAGCCAGACUUACCUCCAGCUGGACCCUUGGGCUGGACCCCGGUCAGAUUCGUGGCUGGGCAGAGUUAGGAACCGCCCCUCCCCAAGGUUCUCUUUGCCUUUGUAGCUUGGAGCCUGCUGGGUAGAGCCGUGUUCAUGCUGCAGCUGUCCUUUCCCAGUGUGCUUAGGGCCAGACAGGCUAAGGGAGAGCAGGGCCUGACCCUCUAGCAUCCCCAGUGAUGCUCAAUAAUGUACAGUCUUGUCUUUGGGCUGCCUGACUCUGCCCAAGCCAGGUGACAGGGGCGGAAGGAAAGUCUAGACCCAUGAACUGUGUCACUAUUAGGUGUAGGUCCUUGGAGGGAUAUGACAGGAUGGGCUUGAUGUGACAUCUGUGGACCUGUGGGUGAGCGUGGGGGAUCCCAACAUACUAGCGGGAGAAGAUGGGCCUCUUCUCUCUCCCCAAGGGGAACCAACAUGGCCUGUGAGUCACAGAUGACCCAUAGGGUCCAUGGGAGCAGGCACAGGUCCAGCGUUACAGGCCAGGCUGCUCAGGGUCCCAACCUUGGGACUCUGAGUCUGGCCCAUGAUCAGCAGUCAGGCCCAGCAGGCCCAGCAGGUGCAGUGGGUCAGGGUUAAGGUGCUGAUGCGUCCAAGGUCACCAGCAAGUGGCAGCUGGUGAGUUGGGGACAGCUGACCUUAGUUGUGGGAAAGACCAAAAUUCUUGCUACUAAAACCAGGGGCAGCUUAGGGACCUUGGCUGUAAAUGUGGCCUUCUUUGUACUCCCAGUCUGAAAAAAAUCCGAGACAUACUAGGUAUGUGUACAGGUGUGAAAUCAGCACAAUGAUUUGGAAAAAAACAAUUUGAUUAAUCUGAUUUGCCAAAUAAAUAGAUUCCUGUGAUGCCAAGUAA